Molecule: messenger RNA, 3430 nt
Organism: Glycine soja
Lineage: Eukaryota; Viridiplantae; Streptophyta; Magnoliopsida; Fabales; Fabaceae
Product: protein QUIRKY
Exons: 1
Coding region: 236-3265 (1009 amino acids)
Source: RefSeq, a predicted model, not a curated record
AUGCAUGGUUUCGUAAUAAAAAAGAACCUCCUUUUCUACGUUAUUCUCAUUUUUCCUAUAUAAGUAGCUUCUCUAAACUGAAUGCAUCCUUCUUUCUCCAUCGUUUCCAAGCCCUGAUCUCAACCUCCCACCAGAGACAAAUUAAAGCGACAUGAGAUAAAUACACACAUACAGCAGCCUAAACGAACCGUUUUGAAGCUAACUCAUCGCUAGCUGCGCUAGUUGGAAAAAAAAAAUGGGCAGUGUUCGAAAACUGAUCGUGGAGGUAGUGGACGCUCACAACCUCGUCCCUAAGGACGGCCACGGAACCUCCAGCCCCUACGUGGUGGUCGACUUCCACGGCCAGCGGAGGAAGACGCGGACCGCGGUCCGUGACUUGAACCCGGUCUGGAAAGAAACGCUGUCGUUUAAUGUAGACAAUGUUAACUCCCAGUCGUCUCAAAUCUUCGGCGACACGCUCGAGCUCGACGUUUACCACGACAAGUCCUACGGCUCCACCCGCAGACACAACUCCCUCGGCCGAAUCCGCCUCAGCUCCGCCCAGUUCGUCAACAAAGGCGAGGAGGCUUUGGUGUACUACGUCCUGGAGAAGAAGUACCUUCUCAGCAUGAUCCAAGGUGAAAUCGGUUUGAAAAUCUACUACGUCGACGAGGACAAGGUUCUUAAAAUAGAGGAAGCACCGCCGCCCCCACCACCACCGCAGAAGGAAGCAGAGACUACUGAACCGGAGAAAGUGGAAGAAACACCGCCACCACAACCACCAGAAGGUGAGAAACCUAAAGAAGAAGAAAUGAAGGAAAAAGAGAAAGAAAACGCUGAACCUCCUCUUCCUCCAGCUCCUGCUGCUGCAACUGAAAAACCACCACCUGAAGCUGAACAGGAUUAUCAACCGUUGGAUCCGUUGUUAGAUGUGAAGGCAGCGUCUGUGUCGAGGUCGAAUUCGGAAAUAAGAUUCAACGGAACCAAUAACGGUCCUGCACCUCCUCAACCAAUGAGAAGGUCUGCAUCAACGGCGAGUUUUGCAGCAUCAGAGGCGUCGAGUGAAACUAGCAGCAUGAUGACGAUGAUGGAACGGUCGUCGUUUGAUCUUGUGGAGAAGAUGCACUACCUCUUCGUCCACGUCGUCAAAGCCCGCUACUUACCCACCAACGGAAACCCCGUCGUCAAAAUCGCCGUUUCGGGGCAGCACCACGUCACGUCCAUGCCCGCGCGCAAGUCCACCGUGUUAUUCGAAUGGAAUCAGACCUUCGCAUUCGCACGCGACGCACCUGAUUCCUCCUCCGUGCUGGAGGUCUCUGCGUGGGACCCCCAAGCUUCCGAGGCUCUGCUCGGUGGUGUGUGCUUUGACGUCAACGAGAUUCCCGUGCGGGACCCACCGGACAGCCCUCUGGCCCCACAGUGGUACAGAUUGGAAGGCGGAGGGGCCCUCCACGGCGACCUCAUGAUCGCCACGUGGAUGGGAACGCAAGCCGACGAAUCAUUUCCCGACGCGUGGAAGAGUGACACGUUUGCUCAUGUGAACUCCAGAGCCAAAGUUUACCAGUCACCGAAACUGUGGUACCUGAGAGCCACUCUUCUCGAAGCUCAAGACGUUUUUCUUCUGCCAUUAACCUCAUCCAAGGAAUCGUGUUUUCAAGUAAAGGCCAAACUCGGAUUCCAGGUGCUGAAAUCCAAAACGGUGGUUACUCGUAACGGCACCGUUUCAUGGAACAACGAAGACUUCAUUUUUGUGGUGGCAGAGCCCGUGAGCGACCACCUCAUGUUCACUUUAGAAAACCGACAACCUGACGCGCCGGUGACAAUUGGAGUCCUCAGAAUACCUUUACUCGCUAUUGAGAGAAGGGUCGAUGACCGGAGCGUGGCGUCGCGGUGGUUCACCUUCGAUAACGAGAGCGACGACAAAGCAAGCAGCAGGCCCAGGGUGCACCUGCGGUUAUGCUUCGACGGCGGGUAUCACGUGAUGGACGAGGCGGCUCACGUUUGCAGCGACUACCGCCCCACGGCAAGGCAGCUCUGGAAGCCACCGGUUGGCACGGUCGAGCUCGGCAUCAUUGGCUGCAAGAACCUGCUACCGAUGAAGACGGUGAACGGUAAGAGCUCCAUGGACGCGUACUGCGUGGCCAAGUACGGUAGCAAGUGGGUUCGCACGAGAACCGUUUCGGAUAACAUGGAACCCAAGUGGAAUGAACAGUACACGUGGAAGGUUUACGAUCCUUCCACCGUUCUCACCAUCGGAGUAUUCGACAGCUCCCUCCUCGACAUGGAUAAUGACAAAAAUACCCUCAUAGGAAAAGUACGCGUGCGUAUCUCCACGCUGCAUACAGGGAGAGUGUAUAAAAACACUUACCCGUUGUUGGUGCUGAGUCCGGUUUCGGGGCUGAAGAAAAUGGGGGAGAUUGAGAUAGCGAUAAGGUUCGUUCGGACGACUCAACGGCUAGAUUUCCUCCACGUGUACUCGCAGCCGAUGCUGCCGUUGAUGCACCAUGUCAAGCCGCUGGGGGUGGUGCAGCAGGAGGCGCUGCGGAACACCACGGUGAGGAUGGUGGCGGGACACCUGUCCAGGGCAGAACCGCCGCUGAGGAAGGAGGUGGUGUUCUACAUGCUGGACGCGGACUCACACAACUUCAGCAUGAGGAAAGUGCGCGCCAACUGGUAUAGGAUCAUAAACGUCAUCGCGGCCGUGGUAGAUAUUGUACGGUGGAUAGAGCACACGCGGGGAUGGAGGAAUCCAACCGCAACCAUAUUGGUGCACGCGCUGUUAGUGAUGUUGGUGUGGUUCCCUGAUUUAAUCAUUCCCACGUUCUGUUUCUACGUUUUUGCUGUAGGUGCGUGGAACUACAGGUUUAGGGCGCGUGACCCACUUCCGCAUUUCGACCCCAAGAUAUCUUUGGCAGAGGUUGUGGAUAGGGAGGAGCUUGAUGAGGAGUUUGACACUGUGCCCAGUAACAAAGCGAGUGAGGUGGUGCGAGUGCGGUAUGACAGGUUGAGGGCGCUGGGGGCGCGCGUGCAGACGGUGCUGGGGGAUUUGGCGACGCAAGGGGAGCGCGUCCAGGCGCUGGUGACGUGGCGGGACCCACGCGCCACGGGAAUAUUUGUGUUCUUGUGCUUGACUGUGGCGUUCAUGCUGUAUCUUGUGCCUUCAAAGAUGGUGGCGAUGGCUUUCGGGUUUUACUAUCUCAGGCACCCUAUCUUCCGUGAUCGCCUGCCCUCGCCGGCGCUGAACUUCUUCAGAAGGUUGCCUUCAUUGUCUGAUCGAAUCAUGUAGUUUUUUUUUAUGAUGUGGUAAAAGCAACGAGGGUCAAGUUGAAAUGCAUAUAUAUAUAUAUAUAUAUAUAGAGAGAGAGAGAGAGAGAGAGAGAGAUAGAUAAGAAACAUGAUUUUUCGAUUUUUAGUAUUAAUUAUUGAAUGAAAUGCUGAGGUUUUGAUUUUU